This is a messenger RNA of Cercospora beticola, 2672 nucleotides long. The record is from RefSeq and is a predicted model, not a curated record. NCBI's taxonomy places the organism in Eukaryota, Fungi, Ascomycota, Dothideomycetes, Mycosphaerellales, Mycosphaerellaceae.
CUAGGUCCUGAGUGGAUCGAUAUCCAUGUAGACACAAAGCUUGAAGGAAAGCUGGUGACCAAAAUAUGCCUACGUUGCGAGGUCUCGCUGUGCAACUGCCGACCAUAAUGGUGUGGGUCUGCCUAGCCUAGACAUACGGACCAUCAUUAGCCGUCCUCCAAACCGACAUACAACUGCAGAACCUCAGAACGGCUUCAGUGCAGCGUUUCAACAGCAUGAACAACCGAUACGCUGCAUUGGCGGCGAUCUUGUUGCCAUUGGCACGAUGCAUCACGCCCGAGUCAGUAUAACGAUUAGUCAAACCAUCGCAGCUCACUGAAGGCGACAGGCAAAUGAUAUCAGCACCACGGUACAGUCCUGCGAUUCCUAACCCAAGCGGAGAAUGGGCAUUCUACACAAGCAAAAACUAUUCGUUCGAAAAGCACGAAGCGUCAACGACAUGGAAGCUUUUGCAUCUUCCGACUGGGGACAUUACUGAUCUGCCAUGGAACGCCAAUGUCUCCGAAGCCGUCUGGGUAGGGCCGACCAAUACUUCAGUCCUGUAUGUCAACACAACCAAUCCAGACACUCCGGGAGGGGUGACUCUAUACACUCUAGAUCUCGUCGAUGCCAAAGCUGAGCCCCACCUGGUGGCUUCUUUGCCAGCACCAUACGCGGGACUCAAAGCUGCGACCACCUCUUCGGACGAUAUCAAUUUCGUGAUCAACUGUUUGGCGUAUGCGAACAAUGGGUCCGCGUACAACGAAGAAUUGGCAACGAAGCCUGCUCACAAAGGCAUGCUAUACGAAGCGUUUCCAGUAACCUACCUCGAUAGCUACAUCCCUCAGGAGCGGUACGCAAUUUUCUCUGGCGUGCUCAAGAAGAGCAGCAACCCUUCCGGCUAUACUUUUGAUGGAACGACAAAGAAUCUGCUACGAAACCUCAAUUAUAAUGUCACAAGACCGGAGAGUCCUCAGGUUGGAAAUGACCGUGACCCCGGCGACUACGAUCUGAGCCCAGACGGGUCACUGGUGGCAUUUCUGACACUCGCUCCAGAUCGGCCCAAAGGAAUUCACACUGUCAACUACAUAUAUCUCGUUCCUCACGACGGUUCUUCCGCUCCAGAGCAGCUGAAUGGUCCAGGCAGCAAAGCGCCAGUUAAUUCUCGGGGCUUCACCUAUGGUCCCAAAUUCUCACCAGACGGCAGGAAAGUCGCAUACAGUCAGCAGGAUGACCCUGCAUAUGGUUGGGAUCGCUUUAGGUUGUAUGUGGCGGAUGUGGGUAGCAAGGAAGUUCACGCAGUAGCAGAAGAUUGGGGUUACUCCGUGGAUGGCUACAAAUGGACGCCCGGAAGUAAGGAGCUCUAUGCUAAAGUCGACUACUAUGCAGCAACACGACUUUUCCCGAUACCAGCAGAUGCGCCUGCGAACUACAAGCCUACAAAUGUCACAGGCGCUACGAAAGUCAGAGACUUCUUCUUCCUUCCGGAUGGCAAGGCGCUAGUCUCAGCAGACGCUGCUUGGGCCUCGUUCUUGCUCUAUACGGUAGCUCCAGAUGGGGAUACGCAUUACUACUACAAAUCCAAUGAGCGGGAUUCAGAGCUCGUUGGUCUUGGCCCGCACGACAUCGACUCCUACUGGUACGAGGGAACCUUAGGAGAUCAACAGCAGGCUUUCAUGGUCUUUCCAACAAACUUUGACCCGAAGAAAGUUUACAGCAUGGCUUUCAUUGUCCAUGGAGGUCCGCAGUCCUUUGCAGGAAGCCUAUGGAGUACCAGGUGGAAUUUCAAGACCUGGGCUGACCAAGGAUACAUUGUGGUGCUCCCAAACCCCACUGGCAGUACAUCAUACGGCCAGGCUCUGACUGAUCGCAUACAAGGCGAAUGGGGCGGCCUGACGUACGAUGAUCUCGUGAACGCUCACAAGUAUGCCUGCGAUAAUUUUCAAUACAUCAAUUGCAGCAACUCCAUUGGAGCCGGAGCAUCAUUCGGCGGGUACAUGAUGAACUGGAUCCAGGGACGAAAUCUCGGGCGUCAAUUUAAAGCUCUCGUCAAUCACGACGGCGUCACGAGCACAUACAGCCUGUGGGCACAAGACGGCAUCGAUUUCGCUGUCAAUCAAUUCAAUGGCACGCUAUUCGAACAGCCGGGUCGGUCAGUGUACGAUCGCUGGGACCCUUUGCAAUAUGCGAGCAAUUGGUCUACUCCCAUGUUUGUCAUUCAUAGCGAGAAGGACUACCGAAUCCCGAUCAGUGAAGGUUUUACCGUCUUCACUGUGCUGCAGUACCUCGGUGUUCCUUCGAGGUUUUUGAAGUUUUCUGACGAGGGACACUACAUCACUCAUCCAGAAAACAGUUUAUUCUGGCAUCAGGAGAUUUUCAAUUGGAUCAACUAUUGGACGGGAAAAAUCGAUAAGCUGAGUGAUAAUGCGAUCACGCAGUGAAGAGGCGGUAUCGCAGUUGGAUUUCAAAUGAGUGGAAUACUUUUGACGAAUAACUGACGAAAGUAUGAGACUUAGGAUUGCGUCCGUGGGGUUUGAACGAGGUGCUUCCGCAGAGAGAAGGUCUGAGCUGGGGUUGACUCAGAGCGAAGAUGUCUAUGACCAUCCCGGUCGGCUUGCAGCGCAACGGCAGCGCAAGAUCAAUACUAGACGAGAUACGCACGAUGCAAUGUCUGGUUGGCGAGUUGUUGACGG